This is a messenger RNA of Haemonchus placei, 231 nucleotides long. The record is from the annotation of a GenBank genome assembly. NCBI's taxonomy places the organism in Eukaryota, Metazoa, Nematoda, Chromadorea, Rhabditida, Trichostrongylidae.
AUGUACUUAGCGAAGUGCCAUAAAGUUGGCAUACGGCUGGCAACAUCCAACACGACCACUGGAGUUGUGGCGGGAGCAAAGGCUGCUGAGCGACCUGCUCUCGAAGACGUGCACACACAAAUGGCUGUGUCGAUGGAGACUAUUCUUCAAAGGAUUCAGCAACAGAUAGAAAUCGACAAGGUGCCGGUGUUUGUUGAAGCAGUGGUAGUGGCGGUGGCGAAGAACACCUGA